Fusarium venenatum is the source of this 1110-nucleotide messenger RNA. RefSeq lists its product as uncharacterized. The record is from RefSeq and is a predicted model, not a curated record. Lineage: Eukaryota; Fungi; Ascomycota; Sordariomycetes; Hypocreales; Nectriaceae. Gene Ontology annotation, molecular function: FMN binding; NADPH dehydrogenase activity.
AUGACUCAAAUUACGACCCCAGUCAAUAUCGGUCGAUGCGCCCUGAAACACCGCGUCGUAAUGGCGUCCUUGACGAGACUGAGAUCUGACAACCAUGUACCAAUAGAUGUCAUGGUUGACUAUUACUCGCAAAGAGCUUCAGUGCCCGGAACCCUACUCAUAACUGAAGCUACGUUUGUCUCGGAAAAGUCGCGCGGUCGGGACGAGCACGCGCCAGGAGUAUAUACUCAAGAGCAGGUCAAUGCAUGGAAGCGUGUAACAGACGAGGUCCACAAGAAGGGUUCAUAUAUCUUCAUGCAGCUUUGGCAUGUCGGACGAGCAGCUCGCCAGCAGGUUCUAGACAAGGCUGGCCUGGAAAUGGUCAGCAGCAGUGAUGUUCCCAUCGAUUCUGAAUCCCCUAAGCCUCGACCCUUGACUGAAGACGAGAUCUGGGAGUGCGUCAAGUCGUUCGCCACUGCAGCUAGAAACGCUAUUGAAGCUGGUUUUGAUGGCGUUGAAAUUCAUGCUGCCAACGGAUAUCUGAUCGAUCAGUUCACACAAGAUCCUUGUAACAAAAGGACCGACAAAUGGGGCGGAAGUGUCGAAAAUCGCUCACGGUUUUGCCUCGAAGUAGCCAAAGCUGUGUCAAAAGAUAUUGGGCCAGACAGAACCGGUAUUAGGUUGUCGCCUUUCAGCACCUUUCAAGGCAUGAGGAUGGAAGAUCCAGAACCACAAUUCACUCAUCUCAUUUCGGAACUGAAGCCUCUCGACCUUGCUUACCUUCAUCUGAUUGAGCCUCGGAUUGCUGGAAACAUGGACAAAGUCGUAGACGACGACAAAGAGAGUCUCGACUUUGCUCUUGACGUAUGGGCGAAAUCAGGACCUGUUGUUCUUGCAGGAGGAUACACAGCCGAAAAGGCAAACAAAGCGCUCGAGACACGAUUCAAGGACGACGCAGUAGCGUUUGCUUUUGGAAGACACUUCAUUUCCAAUCCCGACUUGCCGUUUAGGCUUGCUAAUGAGGUUCCUCUCACUCAUUACAAUAGGGACACAUUUUAUAAGGUUAAGAGCCCUGAUGGGUACACCGAUUAUCCCUACAGUGAGGCGUGGACAGAGCAACAGAGAAUCUAG